AUGGUCAGACCUCCAGUUCCCGUUGAUGGACAGUUUUUUAAAAGCGCCGUAUCGGGUAUCUAUAAACAAAAAGUCAACCAUGCUGAUCCCAAAGACAACAGCACUUUUGACCAGGUGUACUUCACGAGCGACGCCCACUACAAAGCGGGUGGUCCCGUAUUUUUCAUGUUUGGCGGCGAGGGGGCAGCCAGCUCAGCUUGGUUGACCAACAGUAAUAUGGCGGACAACGCCAAGAAGUACGGCGCUCUACUCGUCGAGUUGGAGCACCGGUUCUACGGGGAGUCCCAACCCUUCGCGGAGCUAACCGUCGAUAACCUGAAACACCUGAACAGCGAACAGGCCCUCAAAGACGCCGAUGAGUUCAUACAGUAUUUGCUCAAACAGAAGUCCAUUGAGAAUGCCAAGGUCAUUGUGUUCGGGGGCUCGUAUGCCGGUGCGAUGGCCGCUUGGUUCCGGGAGAAGUACCCGAAAACAGCUGCCGGUGCCAUAGCGUCCAGCGGUCCUGUCGAGGCAGUCGUUGAUUUCAAGGACUACUUGGGAGUCGUUAGUCAGUCACUGGGAAAGGAGUGCUCCGACAGCAUCAGGUAUGAUAGGGUGGCGCCGUCGCUGGGAAAGGAGUGCUCCGACAGCAUCAGGGAAGCCUCGCAGCAGUUGGAGGAGGAUCUGAAGACUACUGCCGGCCGGGAAGAGCUCAAGAAACUGUUCAAACUGUGCGACUCCUUAGAGGGCGCCGACACCGACGACAUACACAACUUUGUCGGGAGUCUGACGAAUGCAGUCGCGGUUAUUGUUCAGUAUAACAGAAAUAUUAAGGACUUUUGUAAGCUGGUGACGGACCCGAGUGGUGGGGCCCGUGCUCUGGACAGGUAUGCGAAGGCACAGGCAGCUCAUCACAGCGGAUGCAUUAACUUUAACUACAAGAAAAUGAUUAGUGCUAUGAAACAAACGUCUAAAGAGUCGCCGUACGUCUCAUCGGGAACGAGGCAAUGGACGUAUCAGACGUGCACUGAGUUUGGGUACUACCAGACCACUAGUCUGAAGGACAGUCCGUUUGGGCACAACCGUCCGAUCGAGUUCUUCACGAAACGGUGCACCGAUAUAUUCGGUCCGCAAAUCACGGCCCAAACCAUCGAGAAGGCCGUCGAGGCCACCAAUUUCUACUACGGGGGCCGUCAGCCCAAUGUGACAAACGUGGUGUUCCCUAACGGCUCACUG
Oppiella nova is the source of this 1215-nucleotide messenger RNA. The record is from the annotation of a GenBank genome assembly. NCBI's taxonomy places the organism in Eukaryota, Metazoa, Arthropoda, Arachnida, Sarcoptiformes, Oppiidae.